UUUUAUGUAGUACAAUUAUAAAAACAUUGAACGUUAUGAAAAUUCUUUAAAAACUCCACUUUCGUUGACGUUGAAAUACGUUAUAUAAGUGCUCUCUAACAAUGCAAUUUCAUGCCUUCCCACAAUACUGUGACUAAUCAAUUAUUAUUUACGUAUUUACCUUUGGAGUUUAGAACUUAUCAGUUGCUUAUAUAGAGAAAGGUCAAGUAAAUACUAAGCAAGCUAAAAAAUGGGAAAUAAAUCGUCGUUAUUGUUGAGAGAGGAAGAAAUCGCACAAAUACAAGAAGAAACUGGCUUCACACCAAAUCAGAUAGAGCGUUUGUACUCCCGUUUCACAUCAUUGGACAAGAAUGACUGCGGUACAUUAGCUCGUGAGGACUUUCUGCGGAUACCCGAGCUGGCAAUCAACCCACUCAGCGAGAGGAUAGUCCAUUCCUUCUUUGCAGAGAGUCAUGAUGACCGGGUUAAUUUUCUGCAGUUCAUGCGCGUGUUGGCGCACUUCAGACCAAUCAGAAAGAACAGAGAGAAUAAGUUGAAUAGUCGAGAAGAAAAAUUGAGAUUUGCAUUUUCAAUGUAUGACUUGGACAAUGAUGGAAAGAUCUCAAGAGAUGAGCUACUGGCCAUUCUUCACAUGAUGGUGGGAGUUAAUAUCAGUGAAGAACAAUUGACAAGCAUUGCUGAACGUACGAUAAUUGAAGCGGAUACAAACAACGAUCAGAUGAUCUCAUUCGAGGAGUUCUGUCAUGCGUUGGAGCGCACCGAUGUGGAACAGAAGAUGUCUAUUCGGUUCCUAAACUGACAUCCAUACUCCUGAACAGAUACCAAGUUACUGACCUCUUUAUAUAGACAAGCUAAAAAGUCAUAUUUUGUGCCUAUUUGAUUUUCGCAAUUGUGGGGUAUAUACAAUUAGCCGAAGUAACUAUGACACUUUUAAGUCUCGAUUGUAAGCAAAAGCUGUCAUUUUCAAGAAGCAUUGUCCAGCUAUCUGUUGAGGUCAGUACAUGAAAUAUGAUCACUCUUGUAUUGGCUGUAAUCCUAUAUAGCCUUAUUACUAGAAGAAUGACUUAGAGAUUUAAAAAAAAAAUCUUUGGGAUAACUAGUUUCCUAUUUGUUGGUGUUUAGUUAAGGGUUUUAUUAGAUUAAAGUAUAAAUGGUUAAAGCAGCUUGUUUACUAGUUCUUUUUUUGCAUUAUAAUUUACUAUUAGUAAUUUAAUGCAUUUAAAAUGCAUUGUAUGCAGAAGUU
This is a messenger RNA of Papilio machaon (common yellow swallowtail), 1243 nucleotides long. RefSeq names its product calcineurin B homologous protein 1 (gene elm). The transcript is spliced from 4 exons. The coding region runs from base 230 to 799 and encodes 189 amino acids. NCBI's taxonomy places the organism in Eukaryota, Metazoa, Arthropoda, Insecta, Lepidoptera, Papilionidae. Gene Ontology annotation, molecular function: calcium ion binding. The record is from RefSeq and is a predicted model, not a curated record.